AUGAGUGGCGUCCAAGGUUCUGACAGCGCCCACUAUAUUGCCAAUGGCACCAAUGGCGUAAAGCGCCGACGAGGGUCGACGGUUUUGAAUGCGAGAUGUCAUGUCAAGCAGGAGCUUUGGAAGCAGGCGCCGAUACUCAUUGGCAGUACUAACUUCGAACCUCUCCCUGACGCGAAGAAUAUCCUAAUUACUGGUGGAGCCGGCUUCAUUUGUGAGCUAGCUUGUUGGUUCGUGCGGCAUCUGGUCCUUACAUACCCACACUACAACGUAGUCUCGUUCGAUAAGCUCGACUACUGCGCAGCGCUCAACAACACGCGCAUCCUCGACGACCGACCAAACUUUGCAUUUGAACAAGGCGACAUCACCUCACCCGCAGAUGUAAAGCGCGUACUGCGAAAGCACAAGAUCGAAACCAUCUUUCACUUCGCAGCACAAUCGCACGUCGACCUCAGCUUUGGCAAUUCCUACGAGUUUACAAACACAAAUGUAUAUGGCACACAUGUCUUGCUUGAGCGAGCGAGGGAACAUGGUGUCAACAGGUUCAUACAUAUCUCGACGGACGAAGUAUACGGCGAUGUUCCUGUUGGAGCUGCAGAUUUGAGUGAGACAAGCAUACUGGCACCCACGAAUCCGUACUCUGCGAGUAAGGCUGCAGCGGAGAUGAUGGUCAGCGCGUACAGGAGUAGUUUCAAGCUGCCACUGAUUACUGUCCGUGCGAACAACGUGUACGGGCCGCAUCAGUUCCCCGAGAAAAUCAUUCCAAAAUUUAUCAUGCUGCUGCAACGAAGACAGAAGCUCCUCCUUCACGGUGACGGCUCGCCCACACGACGAUAUCUAUACGCAGGAGAUAUCGCAGAUGCACUCGACACCAUAUUACACAAGGGUCAAGUUGGUCAAAUCUACAACAUCGCCUCAAAGGACGAGAUUUCGAACGCCGACAUCUGUAGCAGGCUGCUAGAUGUCUUCGAAAUAUCCCACGACUCUUCUGCUGAGUUGUCCAAAUGGGUAGAGCAUACAGAAGACCGUCCAUUCAAUGAUCAGCGCUAUGCGACCGACGGGUCGAAGCUGGCUGCGUUGGGGUGGGAACCUAAGACUAGCUUUGACGAAGGUCUCAAGGUUACUGUGGAUUGGUAUCGGAGGUUUGGCGAGGUAUGGUGGGGAGAUAUCAGCCGGGUCCUAACAUCAUUCCCCGUGGUGGCAGGAAAUGAGAUAUGGACAAAAGAAGAACACGAAGACUUGCCCUCCUCCGAUGGGGAAAUCAUGCAUGAGGAGGAUAGCGCAAUCUGGACGACAUAG
Alternaria atra is the source of this 1296-nucleotide messenger RNA. RefSeq lists its product as uncharacterized. Bases 1 to 1296 code for a protein of 431 amino acids. NCBI's taxonomy places the organism in Eukaryota, Fungi, Ascomycota, Dothideomycetes, Pleosporales, Pleosporaceae. The record is from RefSeq and is a predicted model, not a curated record. Gene Ontology annotation, biological process: nucleotide-sugar metabolic process. The transcript has 5 exons. Gene Ontology annotation, molecular function: dTDP-glucose 4,6-dehydratase activity.